CUCGAGUAAUUGCGCCAGUCCAAGUAUUCGUCUCAAUCAACUGAAAACAUGGCCAAACAGAAGAAGAAGGGCCAGGCUGGCCAGGCGAAGAACUAUAUCACUCGAACGCAAGCCGUCCGCAAACUCCAGAUCUCGCUUCCCGACUUCCGAAGACUCUGUAUCUUCAAGGGCAUCUAUCCUCGUGAACCACGAAACAUCAAGAAAGCCAACAAAUCUGCCACUCAUUCGACAACAUUUUACUAUACCAAAGACAUCCAGUAUCUCCUCCACGAACCCCUCCUAGCCAAAUUUCGAGACCAAAAGGCCCUCGACAAAAAGAUUGCAAGAUCACUGGGCCGCAACGAAGUGCAAGAUGCGGUGCGCCUACAAAAGAUUGGCAUGCCCAAGAUCAAGCUUGACCACAUUGUGCGCGAAAGAUACCCUACUUUCAUUGACGCUCUACGUGAUCUCGAUGAUGCAUUGUCCCUCCUUUUCCUAUUUGCCAAUCUUCCGUCCACCACGGCCGUACCUGCAAGAGUCAUUUCCCGGUGCCAACGCCUCUGCCACGAAUUUGAACACUAUCUCAUAACUACACACUCGCUGCGCAAAUCUUUCCUCUCGAUCAAGGGCAUCUACUACCAGGCUACGAUCCAAGGCCAAGACAUCAUGUGGCUUGUUCCGUACAAAUUCGUGCAGAGAGUUACGCAGGAUGUGGACUACCGGAUUAUGGGCACCUUCGUCGAGUUCUACUGCACUCUACUUGGCUUCGUCAAUUAUCGCCUGUACACAUCCGUCGGUCUUGUCUACCCUCCGAAAUUCGACGUAGCCAGCGACGAGAGAGGUGCAGAGUUAGCUGCUUUCACCUUAGAAGGACGUGGCAUCACUGCAACGGCAGAAACACAGGAUGAGCAGAAGACUUUGACCAACGGUCAUUCCCACAAUGGCAACUCCGAAGCUAUACAGGCACAGAUCGAUAAGGCUGCACAGGAAGCAAGCACUGAGGACGAAACUAAGCAAGAUGAGGAGCCGGAAGAUCAACAGGACGCUGGCACGAUUGAUACCUUUACACAAGCCGCACCUGAAGGAGACAUUCUACCACAACCCGACAUGACCGGAGAUGCUGCUACAACAUUAUUCUCGAACUGCACAUUCUUUAUCUCUCGAGAGGCCCCACGCCACCCAGUCGAGUUUUUACUACGAGCUUUUGGAUGUAAGAGAGUCGGUUGGGAUGCCGUUCUCGGAGAGGGUGCAUUCACACAUGAUGAAAAAGAUCCUCGAAUCACACACCAAAUCGUGGACAGACCUACUCCUGCUCAACCCCUUGGCACACUCCAGGGACAAGAAGGCUCGGACAAAGAUCAGAAUCUCCAAGUAGUCAAGCCAGGCUACAUCAUGCCAGGUCGUACCUACGUCCAGCCGCAAUGGGUCUGGGAUUGCGUGAAUGAGGGCAAGCUGUUACCUACAGAUAUCUAUGCACCUGGUGAAACAUUGCCCCCACACCUGAGUCCGUGGAUCAAGCCAACUGGUGGACAGUACGAUCCCAGAGCCACCUUGGAAGAGCAGGAACUCGAAGGCGAAGCUGACGACGCUGUUGAUAACGAUGAGGCUGCGGGUGAUGAAAGUUCCGAGGUAGAGGAGAUCGAGGAAGAUGAGGAUGAAAUAGAUGGCGGCAUGGACAUUGCGGGAUCAGAAGAUGAUGAGGAAGAUGAGGACGAGGAAGAAGAUGAAGAGCUCGAAACUGCUGACGCCUUUGGUGGUUUCGAUGACGCCGCUGAUGAAUCUGGCGAUUCGGAGCUCGGUGACGAAGCACAGUACCAGAAAGAACUCGAGGCUGAGCUCUCGGGCAAACCUGUCCCUGCACCAACGAGUCAAUCCAAAGAGGACGCGCAGAAGACCAAAGCUCGUCAAGCCCGGCAAGCAGCUCAGGCGAAGAAGGAUGAGGAGGUUGAACGGCAAAAAAUGAUGAUGAGUAACAAGAAGAGGAAGUUGUAUGAGAAGAUGCAACACGGAAAUGCCAAACGCGAUCUUGAGGCGGAGAAGUUGCGAGCGAAGAGGAGGAAGUUGGAGCGCGCGGGCAAGCAGAAAGCAUGAAAGUGGUGGGAUCGUUGUUGAAGCAGAUGUGAUGUUGCAUGUUCACUUGUCCAUAGCGAGGCGUUUGAGG
Exophiala oligosperma is the source of this 2140-nucleotide messenger RNA. RefSeq lists its product as uncharacterized. The coding region runs from base 49 to 2070 and encodes 673 amino acids. NCBI's taxonomy places the organism in Eukaryota, Fungi, Ascomycota, Eurotiomycetes, Chaetothyriales, Herpotrichiellaceae. The record is from RefSeq and is a predicted model, not a curated record. Gene Ontology annotation, biological process: maturation of LSU-rRNA from tricistronic rRNA transcript (SSU-rRNA, 5.8S rRNA, LSU-rRNA); ribosome biogenesis. Gene Ontology annotation, molecular function: RNA binding. The transcript has a single exon. Gene Ontology annotation, cellular component: PeBoW complex; nucleolus.